GCGACUUUGUAUUGUUUACUUACUUGUUCAGGCGUGCCUGCCACUGACUCUGGCAAAAAGGCGAAAUUCCCAGCUCAAACUCUCAUUGUGUUCUUCGCCAAACUCCUCCCUCUCGCUUCAGGUAACAAUCUUUUCCUUGUUUUCUCGUCGGUCCACAUCUCACUGUGCUGCAUUUUUCAAUACCCAGACGAUAAAAUUCGCAGUCUCUAGCCCAGCUGGACGAUCCAUGUUGACUUCUUGUUAUAAUCGUCUUCGUCUUUCUUCUCCCUCUAGAUUAGAGCUGUUAGAAUAAUGAAUUCAGAUGGCUUUAAACAACCAGAAAAUCGACGUGUUAUCAGUUGCGGUGACCUUUUUAUGUCAUUUGUGGUUUUCCUGUUUCACAGAUUGUGUGUGGGUACGAGAAGCCUACUUCACGUUGCUUUUGUGAGAAUGAUGUCUCUUUAAUGUACAAGAAGUUGAGGUGAUUUUCUCGUUUGAAAGGCAGGCGAGAUGUCAUUUUCCAGGUGGUAGCUUGGGCAAUUUGGAGGCGGCUGGUUGGUUUACUAUUCCCGAAGGAGAGCGAGAAGUUGGAUAUGACGUCAAUCUUUGUGAUGAAUUGCGUCUUUCCUCUAGGUUUUAGAUGUUAGAGACUGGGUUUAGACUUCCAGCCGGGAAUUCAGUAUUUAUUGCCUCUGGAAUAUAUGCACAUUGAUAUUGAAGAGAACUAAAACAAUUAGACUUUUGGGUUGUUUCCUUCAAAACUCAAUUCUGUUCUGACCUUGAUCAUCUUCCUUUAGGAAUCUACAGCUUUGAGAUUGUUUCCUUGUGGGUUCCCAAAUUCAGUUAAAAAACUUCCAUCCAUGCCUGAGAAGACUAAGCAUCUAUCCAGGCUACUGAUCUACCUCAUCACUCUCUCUUUGUUCCUUUUGAUUCUAUCUUCUCUAUCACUUCGACAGUUCGGCGAUGUCUCGUUGCUACCUGGUUCUGUUAUCAGGUUGAUUCUUGCUAACAACACCUCAAUUUAUGUGAGACCCAAUGUUCAAAGGGACCCAAAGAUCAAAACAAUCCCCUUCUUGUCUCCCCUAAGCUCAAAGACACGAUCCCCUAACUUUGGCCCUUGCAGUCAAGGAACAAUUUGUCCACCUUCUGGAGCCUUGACUUGUGACCAAAAUCAAGCUGUUCUGAGGGUAUAUAUGUAUGAUCUUCCUCCUGAAUUUCACUUUGGAUUACUGGGCUGGAAGGGAAGUGGCAAUGAAACAUGGCCAACUGUUAAUGACCCUAGGCACAUCCCGCCAUAUCCUGGUGGCUUGACUUUGCAGCAUAGUAUGGAGUAUUGGCUGACACUUGAUCUUCUAGCAUCUAAUGUGCCAAGUAUCAUCAAAGCUUGCAGUACAGUUAGAGUGAAGAAUUCUAGUGAAGCAGACGUACUCUUUGUGCCGUUUUUCUCAUCUCUGAGUUACAAUCGGUAUUCCAAGCCUCUGGGGAAAGAGAAACUUAUACUAGACAAUAUUCUACAAGAGAAAUUGGUGCAGUAUUUGUUGGGUCAUGAUUUAUGGAAGCAACAUGGGGGAAAUGAUCAUUUGAUUGUGGCACAUCAUCCCAAUAGCAUGCUGCACUCCAGGAAAGAGUUAGCCUCUGCCAUGUUUGUGCUUGCAGAUUUUGGGAGGUAUCCGGCUAGCGUUGCAAAUAUUGAAAAGGAUAUAAUAGCUCCUUACAAACAUGUUGUUAGGAGCAUUCCAAAUGGUCAGUCAGCUCAGUUUGAUGAGCGUUCCAUACUAGCUUAUUUCAAAGGGGCUAUUUACAGAAAGGAUGGAGGAACUAUUCGCCAGGAACUCUACUAUCUUCUUAAAGAUGAGAAAGAUGUGCAGUUUACAUUUGGGUCCUACAGCAAGAAUGGGGUGAACAAGGCCAACGCAGGGAUGGCCAAAUCAAAGUUCUGCUUGCAUAUUGCCGGUGAUACACCUUCCUCUAAUCGUCUCUUUGACAUUGUUGCAACUCACUGUGUUCCUGUGAUCAUCAGCGAUGAGAUUGAACUUCCAUUCGAAGACGUGCUGGACUACUCAGACUUUUGUGUCUUUGUUCAUGCAUCGGAUGCUAUCAAACCGGGUUACUUGAUGAAGCUUCUACGUGGGAUUGACCGAGAUGAGUGGACCAAGAUGUGGUUUAGAUUACAAGAAAUUGCCUCCCACUUUGAAUAUAAUUACCCUUCCAAAGCUGACGAUGCUGUGGAUAUGAUAUGGAAGGCAGUAAGGCGAAAAGUAUCUGCAGUUCCCUUGCAAAUUAACAGGAAGAAGAGAUACUAUCGAUCUCAACCAACAAGCUAACUGAAGUGAACACCACAGUUUGGAGGAAGACAUGAUACCAAAAGCUUCCCUCUCUCUUGUUCUCUCAUGCGAAGGGCAUUUGAUUUUUGUAACCUUAUCAAGAGCUGCUUGUUUUUGCUUAAUAUACAUAGAUGAGGGAUGAACUAUUCGGCAGGAACUGUACUACCUUCUAAAAUAUGAGGAAGAUGUGCACUUUACAUUUGGAUCCUACGGGAAGGGUGGCAUGGCAUCAACAAGGUCAAUGCAGGGAUGACCAUAUCAAAGUUCUGCCUACAUAUAGCUGGGGAUACACCUGGUUCCAAUCGCCUAUUUGAUGUGAUUGCCACUCUCUGGGUUUCUGUGAUAAUAAGCGAAGAUAUAGAGCUGACAUUUGAAGAUGUGGUUGACUACUCAGAGUUCUGUGUGUUUGUUCAUGCGUCUGAUGCUGUCAAACCAGGGUACUUACUGAAUCAUCUCGGUGGAAUGGAGGGAUAUGAAUGGACCAAGAUGUGGGUCAAGAUUACAAGAAAUUGGCGCCCACUUUGAAUACCACUAACCUUCAAACUUCAAAGCCUGAUGAUGCUGUGGAUAUGGUCUGGAAGGCUGUAUCGAGAAUGGUGCAUGCACUUCGGUUGCAACUUAACAGGAAUAAUAGAUACUCUAGGUUUCAACCAGCAAGCUAACUGAGAACAACAGUCUGCAGGUAGACAUGAUUCAAAAGCUUCCCUCUUUUUGUGUUUGUUUCCUUGUGUGUAAAAAGGGUAUUUGUUUUUUCAUUUUUAGGGAUCUGUUUGUUUUCACUAAUCAUACGCGAUCUAAUGAAAUUGUUUAUUGUCA
Messenger RNA from Linum trigynum, 3119 nucleotides. The record is from the annotation of a GenBank genome assembly. NCBI's taxonomy places the organism in Eukaryota, Viridiplantae, Streptophyta, Magnoliopsida, Malpighiales, Linaceae.